This is a messenger RNA of Penicillium nucicola, 612 nucleotides long. RefSeq names its product dynactin subunit 5. The transcript is spliced from 2 exons. The coding region runs from base 1 to 612 and encodes 203 amino acids. Lineage: Eukaryota; Fungi; Ascomycota; Eurotiomycetes; Eurotiales; Aspergillaceae. The record is from RefSeq and is a predicted model, not a curated record.
AUGCCUCCCCCAAAGGUAGCAAAGAGCGAAUAUAUCGAAACAGACACGGGCAACAAGAUCUCCCGCCGCUCCCAAAUUCAUGGCACACAACACAUUAUCCUUGGCGGAAAGACCGUAAUCCAAGCCGAAGCCGUCAUCCGCGGCGACCUCUUCCGCACCGCAUCAAACGUCGCAGCCCAAGACCCUAAGAACCCAAGCACACCCCCGUCAAACGCACCCAGCGUCGCAAUCACAGUUGGUCGAUACAGCUACAUAUCUAAGGGUGCGAUUCUUCGACCACCCAGCCGGCUCCACCGUGGCAUGCACUCAUUCUACCCGCUUAAGAUUGGGGACCAUGUCUUUGUUGGCGAGGGUGCCGUUGUUGAGGCUGCGUCGCUUGGUAACCAUGUUCAUGUGGGGAAGGAGGCCAGCAUAGGCAGUAUGGCUAUUAUCAAGGACUUUGCUUAUGUUCUUGAUGGGGCUGUUGUGCCGCCUGGUAUGGUUGUUCCCAGUUGGUGUGUUGUUGGUGGACGGCCCGCUAGAAUUGUUGGCGAGGUUGGAGAGGGAUAUGGGGUUGAGGGGGCUGAGGGUGGUAUGGCGAGGGAGAGAUAUCGCGUUGUAGGGAGACCGUGA